AUGGAGCCAAACUGCAGCACCCACUGUAACUCGCCCAGGUGCUCCAUCUCCUCAGGCCUGGACAGUGCUGAGGCCUUUCUGAUCCUGCAGAAGAUGUGCAGCCUGACCACGAUAGCUGUCGAGCUUCCGAGACAAAAGUUGUCCCCAGUUCUGAGUGCUGUGGUUUGGACCAUACUGUCCUGUGGGAUCCUGUUGGCUUGUGGCUUUUUCUUCUUCACAAUGCGCUUUAAAAACAAUAGAAUAGUGAAGAUGUCCAGCCCCAACCUGAACGUCCUGACCCUGUUUGGGAGCGUCCUCACCUACAGCAGUGGAUUCUUGUUUGCAGCUGAUGAACACACACAAUAUAGAGGAGCCUUCAUUCAGGCUCGAAUAUGGACUUUGUGUCUGGGGAGUACUUUAGUGUUUGGUCCCAUUUUGGGUAAAACAUGGAGGCUUUACAGAGUUUUCACACAGAGGGUUCCAGACAAGAGAGUGAUCAUCAGAGAUAUUCAGCUGAUGGGAAUGGUGGGUUUGCUAAUCCUGGUUGACUUGUUGAUUCUCAUGGUUUGGAACAUCACAGAUCCAAUUAAAUGUUCUCGUUCUCUGGAUGCAUUUGUUAAGAUUGUGGAGAGGGAGGUGUCCUACUCUUUGUCACAGGUGGACUCCUGCUCCUCUGGAUACUCACAUCUGUGGGUCUUCAUCAUCGCUGUGCAAAAGGGUUGUUUGCUCCUUUAUGGGACCUAUUUGGCUGGACUCACAAGUAACGUCAGCCAUCCUCCAGUGAACCAGUCUCCCACCAUCAUAACAACAGUGACUCUGGUUACUCUGUCCUCCACCGUGGUCGUCCCUGUGUCCUUCUUUCUGCACAGCUGGCCCAACCUUGUCUACAGCGUGGUCGCGGGAGCCAUUUUCAUCUGCACUUUGGCAACUAACUGCAUGCUGUUUGUCCCGCAGUUGACUCAAUGGAGGCAGUUUGAAGACGACCAGAACAACCCAAGUCAGAUGGCAAAGUAUUUCAGCAGUCCCAGCAAGAGCCAAACGUCUAUGUACAGCCAGGAGGAGAUCUACUACCUGCUGGGAGAGAACAACUCCAUGAAGAAGCUGCUCAAUGAGAAAAAUGCAGUGAUUGACAGUCUCCAGGAGCAGGUGAACAACGCCAAGGCGAAACUUCUGCGUCUCGUGUCCACCAGCCAGAUACUUAGUCCCAAAUUAGAUCGAAACAUGUUCUCAUCUACAAGCAACCUGCACUCCUCCUCCACCCAGACCACGGAGCUGCUUUCCGAGGAAGGGGUUGAUGAGGUGGGGGAAGAGGAGAGUAAAAUGCUUUGUAAAAGGCACAUUCGAGAUUCGUCUGGAUACUGGGACUCAGACUCCAGCAGUUCAACAGAUUACUGCUACUACCACCGGCCGUAUUGUGAAUCCUGCCUGCAGCGUGGCUCUCUCACCACCUCGGACAGCUCCUCCGACUCGGACAGCGAGUACGAGGACUAUACAGGACUGUACGGGUCUCCACACCCUGUCGUGUUCAAAGAAGACCUCAAGCCUACUUUUGUAUGA
This is a messenger RNA of Knipowitschia caucasica, 1536 nucleotides long. The record is from the annotation of a GenBank genome assembly. Lineage: Eukaryota; Metazoa; Chordata; Actinopteri; Gobiiformes; Gobiidae.